Messenger RNA from Cololabis saira (Pacific saury), 882 nucleotides. Its product is annotated as microfibril-associated glycoprotein 4-like. Bases 191 to 766 code for a protein of 191 amino acids. Gene Ontology annotation, biological process: elastic fiber assembly. The transcript is spliced from 5 exons. The record is from RefSeq and is a predicted model, not a curated record. NCBI's taxonomy places the organism in Eukaryota, Metazoa, Chordata, Actinopteri, Beloniformes, Belonidae.
UGACCCUAGAAGUUCUGUCCAUCACAGUUACAAACAGAGUCAAUGACAAACAACGACCUGGAACAAGUCUGACCUAGUGACAUGGAUCCAACCCGCCUCCAUUAGCACAGGGAGUUCAUAGCAACGGACCAACUAUCCCAGCCAUCUCCCACCCGGUGGAAUUGAGAAGGUCUUCCAAGUAUUCCAUCCAAUGACGUUCCCAGUUGAGGUGUACUGCGACAUGGACUCGCUCGGAGGAGGAUGGACGGUGUUCCAGAGGAGGAUGGACGGCACGGUGAACUUCUACCGAGGCUGGGACCAGUACAAGAUGGGCUUCGGGACCGCUGGUGGAGAGUACUGGCUCGGUCUGGAGAAUCUCUUCCACCUCAGUCUGCGGAAGAAGUACGAGCUGCUGGUUGACAUGGAGGACUUUGAAGGGAACAAGGCCUCUGCUCGUUACUCCUCCUUCUCCGUCAGCCCAGAGUCCUUUGGAUACACACUGCAUGUGUCUGGAUUCACUAAUGGAGGGGCAGGAGACUCUCUGAGUUAUCACAAUGGACAGAAGUUCUCCACAUUCGACAAAGACCAGGACUCCUGGGGGACUAACUGUGCCAGAUCAAGACUGGGGGCGUUCUGGUACAACGCCUGUUACCAUGCAAACCCUAACGCGGUUUACCGCUGGGGGGUUGAUGCCACCAUCAACUAUGUCGGAGUGGAGUGGUACACCUGGAAGGGCAGGAACUACUCCCUGAAGACCAUCAGCAUGAAGAUCCGUCCGGUUCAGUAGACCUGCAGGACAGAGCUGAUCUCUCCUUUCUCUCAUCUGCCGUGUAAUGCCAUGAUCUUUGAAUGUAAAACACGGAGCACAGGCUUACGUGAAGAUUUCCACAUUAAACUCCGAUC